AUGCUCAACCAGCGGCGCGCCCUGCUGGUGUACCUGCGGCGCACGGACUUUGAAUCUUUCUGCUAUGUGAUCCACAAGCUGGGCCUGAAGGACAACAACUACGCGCGGCAGGUGCGGUACGACAAGUACCGCGUCGGCUCGCGGCUCGGGUCACAGGCGGAUCCCAUCAAGCGGUACGGUUCCCGGUGA
Molecule: messenger RNA, 189 nt
Organism: Monoraphidium neglectum
Lineage: Eukaryota; Viridiplantae; Chlorophyta; Chlorophyceae; Sphaeropleales; Selenastraceae
Exons: 2
Coding region: 1-189 (62 amino acids)
Source: RefSeq, a predicted model, not a curated record